AUGGCCGAUAAACAGAGGGAUAUAAACUUGUACAACUUACAGCGGUCAAAGUACCUUAGCGUUGGGGAUCCCAACACAAGCAGAAACGAAUUCGUAACGUCGAUUAAAAGAGAUACAUACAGUUCGUUAGCACAGCACGAUAACUUAUUGCUAUAUAAUUCGGUGGCUCUUAAUAGGCCCAUGGAGUUAACUAGAAUAGAAAUGAUCAAGAAAAUGGUGUCUCCCUUGGAUAAGUAG
Molecule: messenger RNA, 237 nt
Organism: Hyphopichia burtonii NRRL Y-1933
Lineage: Eukaryota; Fungi; Ascomycota; Pichiomycetes; Serinales; Debaryomycetaceae
Product: U2 snRNP complex subunit YSF3
Exons: 1
Coding region: 1-237 (78 amino acids)
Biological process (GO): mRNA splicing, via spliceosome
Cellular component (GO): precatalytic spliceosome; U2 snRNP
Source: RefSeq, a predicted model, not a curated record